GAGCAUUGUUAGCACCACGCCAAGCUGACUGACCAACUCUCUUCCUCUUUCUCAAGAAAUUGGCCGAAACACCGGCAUUUUUAUACCUUUUAAAGCAGAUUUACGUUAGAGAAAAGGCCAAAUCUGCUUCAUAUAUAAAGGCGUGUGUUCUAACUUAUCAUGUCAACAAUGAAUCCUGAAUAUGAUUAUCUGUUCAAGUUACUACUGAUUGGAGACUCUGGUGUUGGAAAGUCGUGUUUGUUGCUUCGUUUCGCGGAUGAUACUUAUACAGAGAGCUAUAUCAGUACAAUCGGCGUUGAUUUCAAAAUCCGAACUAUAGAGCUCGAUGGAAAGACAAUUAAACUACAGAUUUGGGAUACGGCUGGUCAAGAACGAUUUAGGACAAUCACUUCUAGUUAUUACAGAGGAGCCCAUGGAAUCAUCGUAGUUUACGAUGUUACAGAUCAGGAAUCCUUUAAUAAUGUCAAGCAAUGGUUACAAGAGAUUGACCGUUAUGCAUGUGAAAAUGUUAAUAAACUACUUGUUGGUAACAAGUGUGACCUGACUACAAAGAAAGUUGUAGAUUUCACCACGGCGAAGGAAUAUGCAGAAUCUCUUGGUGUACCUUUCCUCGAAACAAGCGCAAAGAAUGCAACAAAUGUUGAACAAGCUUUUAUGACUAUGGCUGCAGAAAUUAAGAACCGUAUGGGUCCAUCACCUUCACCUCAAGGACCUGGUAGUAACGUCAAAAUUAACUCCAGCACACCGGUUAAAUCUGGGGGAGGAGGAGGCUGCUGUUAGUAGUGAUACCCCAUGAAAUAUUAGAACCUAAAGACUAUGAUUCAAUGCCAGUGUCUUCAUUGGAAUCUAAGUGGGUUACUGGCAAAGAAUUGACACCUCUCCUCAGAGUUCUCAUUUUGCUUUACUUUUCCAGUUAAUAARUGAAUUAUUUUAAAUGUUUUCCAGAAGUAGAAUUUCCAGGGUGAGAGCACUAAGGAGAUGAGACUUACCCAUUCCCCAAAUGUAUCUUUCAACCGUCAACAGACAGUAUGUGCAACAUAUAUAUAAAGCCCGUUCAUGUGCAUGCAUGUCACGAAAAACAAAGAUACAAUCAUCCACCUUUAUCAUUUCAAAUAGCGUGAGUUUUUGUAAGACGAAUAAAAGGAAUUUAAAUAUAACUAAAUAGAAUAAGGAUUACCUCCUAUAACUACUAGUCUGUGGCAGUGCUGGUAGAUGUAUGUGGCAAUAAUAAAAGUGCUGAUUAUUUAUCCUUUGGGGUUGUUAUCAUGUGUUWAUGUUCGGCUAAAUGUAAAUUCAUAAAUCUUCAGAUACUCAUUAAUGAUAGCUCAAUUGUUAGUAGUAUUUAGCUACUCAGAAUGAAUAAAAUAUUUGUGUUUUACUAGA
Exaiptasia diaphana is the source of this 1383-nucleotide messenger RNA. RefSeq names its product ras-related protein Rab-1A. NCBI's taxonomy places the organism in Eukaryota, Metazoa, Cnidaria, Anthozoa, Actiniaria, Aiptasiidae. The coding region runs from base 160 to 780 and encodes 206 amino acids. Gene Ontology annotation, molecular function: GTPase activity; GTP binding. The record is from RefSeq and is a predicted model, not a curated record. The transcript has 7 exons.